UCCUGCGUCGCAAGAAAGACAAAGUGUACGUGAAAUGGUUGGGUCUGGACGAGAAAUCGUGGAUUGAUAAAAAUAAUGUUGUUCUAUAAGGUUAUGAUGUGUCGAUUUGAAUAAAUAAAUAACUAAAAACUUAAAUAUUUACUUUUUAUUAUUGUAAUUCACCAUACAACAUAUUUCCUAGUGUCUCUUUUUCUCGAUGUCAUCUAUUCCACCACCCUCCUUUUUUAUCGAGAUAUUUUUCAAUUGUUGUUAGAAGUGAUUAUUGAAAUAUGUCGAACAAUAUCAGAUUCCAUUUUCCAUCAUAUCUACCCAUAACACGGUGCUGCGACAAAUUCCAAGAGUGGCAGGAAAUUCGUUAUCGUAUCUUACAUAGAUAAUCGUUUGUCCCAGACACUCACACCCCACACUUCUUGUUAGGGGUUAUGCAAAAUUGACGAAAUGCGAUAUACAGAUACUACGUCAAUGAUGCACAGAAGUCAUGAGAUCUCACGGAUUAAAGCUCAUUUAAAGUUCAUCUUCCCAGUACAUUAAUGAAUAUUAUCAUUGUUAAACUGAGGUGAAUGGUCUCUGCCGUCUUCUGGGAAUCUUCAAUGUUGCAGGUGUUUCACGGGUAUCAUUUGGGACAAUGGUUGAUAUGUGUGUGUGAGAACGUCCUUGAUGUUAUUUUAGAAUCACUCUUUUGCUAACUCCAACAAAAACCUCCACAUAUAUACCUAGGGGUAGACAUUUUGCGGCACAAGUGUUAAUCUGCACGUUAUCGUCAUGUCUUCAACCAAACGCGCCAACAAGUUGACUUUAAAAAAAAGUGCAACGAGUAAGAAGCCUUACAUAAAUGCCUGUGGGGGUGGUGGACGCUCAAUCUUAAAGACCGCCUUAGAAAAACCUACAAAAUUAUCCGAUGGUGAUGUGAUCAACCUCGUCACGGAAGAUGAAGAAGGACAUCGGGAAAGAACAAUAGCUACCACCACCACCACCACAAAUGAACUGGAAGAUUUUCUAAAAGAAUAUGAGGGAAAUUUCAAUCAUGUUUACGCUCCUCCAAUUACAACGAUUCCUCCACCUCCCAUGAGACCACCGGUGAUAGAUCCCAGACAUGGCCAGCAACAACAACAGCAACAACAACAACAGUUAAGCCAGUAUCCAUCAGUACAAAUAUUGGAGCACAUUAUAAUUCCUGCGCCGCUACCCCAGGCAAAUACUCAAACGCAGCCACCAGAAAAUGGUAGCUUUACAUCCACAAAUCCUCGAUGGGGUGGCAUGCAUCAAUUUCCAAAUAAUCCAGCUCAACAACAACAACAACCAAAUUUACCACUACAGCUACCUGUAAAUAACGGCGGCAACAAUCACUUUCAUGCCCCGUUGCCUAGGGGGGAAAAAGAUAUGCAAUUACUAAGAGAAUUUUAUGAAAACGUCUCUCCGCCGUCUUCAGCAGCCAUCGACCAAGAAGAGGCGCCACCACCACCGCCGCCAUCUCAUGAAUCGCCCAGAUGGCGCGAGCCAUCCACACCCCAAGAGCUGGCGAUGUUAUCAAUGGGGUGUCUGGAGAAGAUGCUGACAACUUUCCAGGCCAGACAAAGAAAUUCCCAACUCCAGACGGAGCGUUUAGAACGGGAGUUGGAUGCAUCACGAGUUCAAGAUGAAAACCUGCAUCGAGAGAUGAAAUUUAUUAUAAGUUACAUGGAAUUUUUAAAAAAUAAUUAAUUUUUCUUUUCAAAUUUAACUUCACAUUUGUAAUUAAUAAGUAAAACAUUAAUGUAAUGUACCUAAUUUGUAGAAAAUACAUGGAUUAUUUAAUGCGAUUGUUGAUAUUAAUUAAUUUAGUUUAUCUGCCACAAACAUUCACGGAAAUGUAAUAUUUACGUACCUACCUGAGUUCGAGUGAAAAUACUAAUCCGAAUUAAUCAUUAUCACAAAGAAACACCAAAAUUAUUUUCCACAACACAUCGCGAAUCGGCGAAUAUCACUGUGCAAUGAAAUGAGUGCAUACGCAAGUCGGCAUAAUGCGAGCUGAUAAUUUUCUAUUUUUACCAAAUGCGCGAUACCAUGCAGAACGUCUAUUCACG
Messenger RNA from Photinus pyralis (common eastern firefly), 2063 nucleotides. RefSeq lists its product as uncharacterized. NCBI's taxonomy places the organism in Eukaryota, Metazoa, Arthropoda, Insecta, Coleoptera, Lampyridae. The transcript has 5 exons. Bases 763 to 1701 code for a protein of 312 amino acids. The record is from RefSeq and is a predicted model, not a curated record.